AUGCGAGCUAUGAGAGUAAAACUAUCGCAGUUGGUCGUUGUACUUUGUGUAGUAACAGCCCUCAGCAUCACGUUACUCUACUUAUCCCCUCAGACCGACGUGCACCAACUAGAAGCAAUUCAGUCACAACUUCACAGAUUCCAUGACGACGACAAAGGCAAUCAUCUCGCCCAGGCUGCAACCGAACAAAGACCAGAAGAGACGACAACUCGAGAGGCAAGCAAACAGAUGGUGAAGCCACGUGAAGACUCGGUACCACGUGACCGCGUUUUGAGAAUCGGAGAGAGACCGAGAUUGAUUUUUCAAGACUUGCGACGUCGUCGUACGGUGUUUGUUGGGGUCGUUACCGCUAAGAGGUACCUCCUCACUCGAGCCAAAGCCAUACACGAGACUUGGGGACAAGACGUGGCCAAACUCUCCUUCUUUUCUUCAAGCGACACCCACAACGGCGGCCUCCCUGUUGUCAAUCUCCCGGAUGUUGAUGAUACCUACCCACCCCAGAAGAAAGUCUUCAGGAUGUUGAAAUAUAUGCACGAUAAUUUUAUUGACCAGUUUGAUUGGUUUAUGCGUGCUGAUGACGAUGUUUAUGUCAGAGGCCAGAAACUGGUUAGUUUCCUUGAUGGAAUCGAUAGCUCACAACCGAUCUAUAUGGGCCAGCCAGGAUUUGGUCGUAUUGAAGAUCGAAAACGUUUACAAUUGCAUGAUGGAGAAGUGUAUUGUAUGGGUGGCACGGGAGUCUUGUUUAGUCGAGCACUUCUCAAGCGUCUUGCACCUUGGAUAGAAGACUGUUUGGCUCAUACAAUAGUGUCAUGGAACGAGGACGUCGAAGUCGGUCGUUGUGUCAGUCGACGAGCCGGACAGCAGUGCACGUGGAGUUAUGAUCUAGAUCGGUACUUUUUCAACGAUUACUCGAACAAAAUGUUUGCCGAUUCUCAGUUUCAGGAUCUUCGACGUCAUCACUAUGCAACACGGGCGAUCACUCUUCAUCCGGUGAAGAACCCCGAUAUGAUGCGUUCGCUGCAUAAACUUUUUAAAGAAUCGGAUUUGAAUGCUCUGAGAGAGCAGGAGAAUAGAGUUCGUGCAAAGCUUAUGGAUUUGAGUAAAAACAAAUAAUUUAUUGUUUGAUUGCCGUGUAUUGGCUCUUUAUUUAUAUAUGAUGGUUGAUAUAGUUUUAUGUGAGUAAAGCUGUUGAUGGCUUUACUUCAUCACUAACGGUGCAUCUAAACCAAAG
This is a messenger RNA of Corticium candelabrum, 1231 nucleotides long. RefSeq names its product chondroitin sulfate synthase 1-like. NCBI's taxonomy places the organism in Eukaryota, Metazoa, Porifera, Homoscleromorpha, Homosclerophorida, Plakinidae. Gene Ontology annotation, cellular component: membrane. The record is from RefSeq and is a predicted model, not a curated record. Bases 1 to 1113 code for a protein of 370 amino acids. Gene Ontology annotation, molecular function: glucuronosyl-N-acetylgalactosaminyl-proteoglycan 4-beta-N-acetylgalactosaminyltransferase activity. The transcript has a single exon.